GAACGGUCUUAUCGAGUCCACCAUGAAGAAAUGAGUGUGGUAGAGAGGUUUUGACGCUCCUACAAAUCUCAUCUCAUCCUAGAUAGGGCGUUGUCUUCUCUCCACUACCAGCAUGCCUCCUAAGCCCAAUGCCAAUUCUCCAAGCAGACAACGAGUAUCGCGCUUCGCACCCCGUCGAAGCCGUCAACACAGCGCUGCGCCUACGUAGACGUCUACGCAGCCAGGAUCCCAUUGCGGAUUCUGGAAAGAAAGGCCAGAUCGCUGCAAAAUGGAAGGACAAAAAUCAGUCGUGACAGCAAGAGAGAAAUGGAGAUAACGAGCCAAGACCUCCAAGAAGCCUGGGCCCGAGCCCUGCUCCGUUGUCGCAUUCUCCGCGCCCAAGAGAAACUAUUUUCCCUAUUCAACAAAGACAAUGGUUCUCUAAAUGAGGCGAAUAAUGAUGCUCUGGAUAUGGGUUUUGUGGUCGAGCGGACUCCAGCGGUCAGUAACAACAAACCCUCAUCACAGCUCGAUUCGGAAUCAGAAUUCGGCUACCUAGUCUCCUGGAAAAUGGCCCCCGAGCCUCGCGAAUUCUUCGAGAAAAUAUCUCAGCACGGAUACCCCUGGCGUUUGAUGUCCGGGGGACGGCACGAGCUUAGUGUCUCACAACCCUUUCCUCCCUCACGAACCGGGGAGGUAGCAUCUAUACCUGACGAUGUUAUGGGCGAGCAGUGUAUUGUCGAGGUGCGGUUUGCUUCUGCGCAUGAUUACGAGGUCGUUCCCGCGGAGGAAGAAUUGGAGGAUCAGAAGACCAUUCCUAAGUGGACGGGUAGAUUGCAUCGGGGAUACGCGAGGUUAUUGCUCGAUCAAGCCGUGAGGGAGUUGGAGGUGGAGGACAGUGAGGGUUCUCAUAGAUAAUUGCAACUCUGCAUUUUUUUAUCUUAUCUGCGUUCAUCUUGCGUUGUAUAUAUAGAGAGCCAUAACCCGACAAAAUUCAUGUGUCUGUCCCAUUUCACGGAAGAGAGUCUUGAAAUGAAUCCCCUACGAAAGGAGGGCAC
Monascus purpureus is the source of this 1037-nucleotide messenger RNA. The record is from the annotation of a GenBank genome assembly. NCBI's taxonomy places the organism in Eukaryota, Fungi, Ascomycota, Eurotiomycetes, Eurotiales, Aspergillaceae.